Prorocentrum cordatum is the source of this 1319-nucleotide messenger RNA. The record is from the annotation of a GenBank genome assembly. Lineage: Eukaryota; Dinophyceae; Prorocentrales; Prorocentraceae.
GCUGGUCCACCUCCGCUGUCUUCGCGGUCGCGCUGGGCCAGCUCGCCACGGGCUUCCUCCUGUCGCGCUGGUGGCGCACGCCGCUGCAGGGAGUGCAGCCAGUGCAGGCGUUGCCGCCGAAGUGCUUGACGUUGCCCGCAUGGGGCUCGCGGCAGGCUCGUGGGCGCGUCAUCGUCGCCCCCGACGGCGACGUUUACGAGGAGCUGUUCGAGGACUGUGUGGACAUGUUGGAGAGUGGGGUCGCGGGCGGCGUGCCGAGCCGCCUCUCGGGCAACGGGGCGCUCCGCUAUGCCUUCCGCGGGGUGGGCGUUGCUCGGGGCAGCGGGUUCCGCCGGCGGGCGGAGGCCGAGCUGGCAGCCAUGGUCGCCGCCCCUGCUGCCGCCGAGGACGGUCGCAUGGCGCCGCUGCCCCCCCCCGCCAGGGCCGCCUGCGGGCGCAGCGCUGGCAGCUUCGAUGGCGCUCGGAGCUUGCUGUGCGAGGAGCCGCUGGACGACGCCUGGCCCGUGGAGGGCCCCCGUGCCGUGCACUGGCUCGCGUGGGCAUUCGACAGCAACGGGAUGGCGCCAGUGCCCCGCCACCGCUGGUGGCGCCAGGCCCUUGGGGCCACCUCCUCAGAUCCUGGCAUCGACGAGCGCCUCUUCCUUUCGGAGACCUUGCAACAGGGGCUGCAGUGCGACCAGCUCAACAUCUGCGACCUUGCCUGCUUCGAGGGCGUGGCCCGCCGCUACCGGCUCUGGGAAGAGAGGUGCGCCGAGCGCGUCCGCGCCGCGACCGAGGGGGUCGUCGCGACGGGCCUCGCGGUGGAGGGGCACCUCUUCCUGGGCGGUGGUCGCGCCGAGGGCUACGCUCUGGUGUCGCCGGAGCCGGGCGCUGGGUGGAAGGGCCGCGAGGAGAGGGCGCUGGCGGCGGCUGCCACUUUGCCGCCGGCGCUGGCACCAGGCAGCAAGGAGAAUACCAAGGAGAAGAAGGACGGCCAGACUGGCGCCUCGGGCAGCGGCUCGGGGGGGCAGGCCUGGCUGCUUAUCUACCCGUGCUGCCCUGCAGCGACCUCGGGCCGCGGCAUUGACGGCUGCUCGGCUCAGGCGUUGCUGCAUGAGGGCGUGCGGGCCCUCGACGAGAUGGGAGGGCGCGGUGCUCUCCGGCGUGCUGGGCCCGCGUCUGGCAUCCGCGUCGACGCGCUGAAGCGGCUCGAGAGCUGCUUCGAUGCCGUGCCCAGCUGCCCGUCGGACCUGACCGCCGAGGCGGCCGCCCUGGCCGUCAUCGGCUCCGAUCCUGGCUACGCCUUCGACGAGGUCGCCAGCGGGAAGUACGCCACCUAG